AAGAAGAGAUUUUGUAGUUGCGGUGGAAAAGUCCAAUUCGCCAUUCGGACAUUGAAACCAUCACCAUUCACCAGUCACCACCUUCUUCCUCGCAUCGUUCGUCUUCUGUCUGUGGAUUUCAAACUCUGCCAUUUCGAUUCCUUCGUUCAUCGUUAUUUUGCUUGACUAUUGUAGAGGCUGCAGCCUGGAUGAUUGGUGGGCUUUAAGCUUGUGAAAGAAUAAUUACUGGAUGGAACUUGCAAGACCUGCCUCAAGUAGAAGAAAAUUGAAAGAUUUAUUGCAUCAGAGUGGUAAUCGUCUUUGUGCUGAUUGUAAUGCUCCAGAUCCUAAAUGGGCGUCUGCCAACAUUGGAGUUUUUAUAUGCUUAAAAUGUUGCGGUGUGCACAGAAGCCUUGGUACUCAUAUAUCAAAGGUGUUGUCUGUGACAUUGGAUGAUUGGUCAGAGGAUGAAAUAGAUGCAAUGAUCGAAGUUGGGGGAAAUGUUUCUGCUAAUUCAAUUUAUGAAGCUUAUAUUCCUGAAGGAUAUACGAAACCUGGACCAGAUGCUGGUCAUGAGCAGCGUUCAAAGUUCAUACGGUCAAAAUAUGAAUUACAAGAAUUUCUGAAACCGAGUUUGCGCAUUGUGUCUGGAAAAAGCAGUCUACAAUCAAGUUCUGCCAAAAGUAGUUUUAUGGACAGUUUUAAAAGUACUAGUAGUUCACAGAGAAUGGAAGGUAUGGUGGAAUUUAUUGGAAUGUUGAAGGUGAAAGUGAUUAAAGGCACAAAUUUAGCUAUCAGAGAUAUAAAGUCAAGUGAUCCAUAUGUUGUUUUGAGCCUUGGCCAGCAGACUGUCCAGACAACUAUAAUAAGGAGCAACUUGAAUCCAGUCUGGAAUGAGGAAUACAUGCUGUCUGUUCCUGAGCAUUAUGGACAGAUAAAAUUGAAAGUAUUUGACCAUGACACAUUUUCUGCUGAUGAUAUAAUGGGAGAAGCAGACAUUGAUCUUCAGUCUCUGAUAACAUCUGCUAUGGCAUUUGGAGAUGCUGGAAUGUUUGGUGAUAUGCAGAUAGGAAAAUGGUUAAAAUCGGAUGACAAUGCCCUUAUUGAGGAUAGCACAGUCAAUAUUGUUGAUGGUAAGGUUAAACAAAUGAUGUCACUCAAGCUCCAGGAUGUUGAAUCUGGAGAAUUAGAUCUUGAACUCGAGUGGAUUCCUCUUGAGCAAUAGGGACUUGACUGCUGUUGGCCUAUGCUUUCUCUUAGAACAAAUUGUCUGUAAUUUUUUCUCUUCACUUUUUGAUUCAUCUUCCUAGAAGAACAAAUAAACCUGUAUUUUUGCCUUUUUAAUUUGACCAAACAUUCAGUAAAUUUUCUUCAUAUAAAAGAACGAGAGAGAAAUGUCAGACGUGACAAAAAAAA
Molecule: messenger RNA, 1395 nt
Organism: Glycine soja
Lineage: Eukaryota; Viridiplantae; Streptophyta; Magnoliopsida; Fabales; Fabaceae
Product: ADP-ribosylation factor GTPase-activating protein AGD12-like
Exons: 9
Coding region: 230-1204 (324 amino acids)
Molecular function (GO): phospholipid binding; GTPase activator activity
Source: RefSeq, a predicted model, not a curated record